AUGUCAGGUGUGUGGGAUUUUCUAAAACGACAUCGGGGCAAGAUUUUUGUUGGAGCAGUUGCGGCUGGAGGAGCAUUCGUUGUUCAACAAGUUUGGCGAAAUUCCUCGCUACAACUUAAUUCUAAUUGGAACCGUGAUACAGAAUUUAGCCAGACCCAGCUAAAGGCUCGUCGGCAUUACAUUUACGAUACUCAACAUCGAACAUGUGAUAUUUCAAUCCUAGAAUUGUUGCCUGGCAUUGCUAAACGAAUAUCGUUGCAUUUUGAUGUAGAAGCAUUGAUUGAGGAUCUUAAAAAUAAUAAGGAACUCAGCAAGGAACAACGAAUUAUUCAGUGGCAAGAUAUUAAGGUAAAAGCAAUUGGACGAAUGGUUGCAGUUGCCUAUGCAUUUUCUCUAAUUACUGUGACACUGAAAUGUCAGAUUUCAAUUUUAGCUGCUCAACACUGCUCACUGCUUAUAGAAAACGAAGAAGAUCACUGGUUAUUGUUAACAAAUCAAAAUGUUUAUCUCUCUAAAGAAAAUCGUUGA
Molecule: messenger RNA, 528 nt
Organism: Acanthocheilonema viteae
Lineage: Eukaryota; Metazoa; Nematoda; Chromadorea; Rhabditida; Onchocercidae
Source: the annotation of a GenBank genome assembly